AUGCUAGAUUUGCACAAUAGUUGGGAUACAGAAACUCUCUAUCAAGAUGAAGUAAACAAUUGCAAUUCCUGCGCAGACGAGAGUCCAGUGCCCGAAAAUGGCAUCCUAUGUGGGCCUACCCUACGCCUGAUUGGUGUAGAAUAUACCUCUAAUGUUUAUCGUGCAAGUAUGCUUUUGGUCUGCCGCAAGGCACCAACGCCUGAGGUCCAAUUCGUCCGCGGUCCCACCGAUGGUCGAGAGGGAAAUCCUGACUCCCUCGAGCAGGGAGUAUUCCCAAGUACAAUGUUUUACGAAGAACAAGGUAUUAGGUUCUACAGGUUUACAAUUGAGUUCAAAAUGGCUCUGUACGAGCAAAUUGUGAAAUAUUCCGUGAAUGACGUUCACGAGCCCCAUUACCGAUUUUUCAUCCCUAGUAGCACUCAGGAUUUUAACACCAUCUCCUACUCCUGCAACGGGUUCUCUCUUAAUGUCGAUACCACUUCAUUUCAGGGUUCUAUGUGGUUCGACAUAUUAAACAAACACGCAAAGACACAUUAUCAUGUCAUGCUUGGCGGCGGAGAUCAAAUUUAUUCCGAUGGCAUCAACGUCUUCUGUAAAGGUUUCCAAAAAUGGCUGAAAGAGAAAAACUCGGUUAAGAAAUUCAGUGCAAAGCUCACGCCCGAAUUGCGUGCUGAAAUCGAAGCUUUUUACUUUAAAGAAUAUCUCGAGUGGUAUGGCUUUGGAUACUGGAAAGGAAGUACUCCAAAGUCGAAGACUACGCAGAGGUGUUUUCCCAUUGCUAUGGCCACUAUUCCUUCGGUGAACAUCUGGGACGACCAUGAUAUUAUUGACGGGUUUGGUUCUUACGCAGACUCCUUUCAGAGAAACGAGGUAUUCAGCGGAGUAGGAAAAGCUGCGUACAAGUAUUACAUGCUUUUCCAGCACCACGUCUCGAUACAAGAACCAGAGGCUUACUUGGAAGAUCCUUCUUGGUUAUUGGGUGCAAAAGGCGGUGACUACAUCGGUGAGAAGUCCCAUUCAAUCUUCACAAGACUCGGUCCUAAUAAUGCUUUGCUCGGUCUGGAUUGUAGGACUGAAAGAAGACUUAAACAAAUAGUUACAUGGGACACUUACGAUCUUGUCUUCAAGCGAUUGGAAAAAGAGGUUUCUCAUGGCAAAAUAGACCACCUGAUGGUAAUGCUAGGGGUUCCAAUAGCGUAUCCCAGGCUAGUGUGGCUGGAGUUGAUUUUCUCAUCCAGGUUCCUCAAGCCAAUGAAGUACCUGGCCAAAAAAGGCUUGAUUGCGCCAGGGCUCAUCAAUUCUUUUAACGGAGACGUUGAACUACUUGAUGAUCUGAAUGAUCAUUGGUGUACUCGCCACCACAAGCCCGAAAGGAACUACUUGGUCGCGAAGCUUCAGGAUUUUGGAGCCAAGCACGGGACGCGCAUAACUAUUUUAUCCGGCGAUGUUCACCUGGCUGCUGUCGGCCGCUUCCGUUCCAAGCUUCAUUCACAUCAUAUCACAGGUGCAAAGGAACAGCAAGUGCAAAAAAUCUUAGCUGAGCCUGAAAAGGACGUAAGGUUGAUGUUCAAUAUAAUUUCGAGCGCUGUGGUCAACACCCCCCCUCCUACUCCCAUGGCUGUACUUCUGCAAAAGCGGUCUGGCAUCCACCAUUUUGACAAGAACACUGACGAGGAUACAGUACCACUAUUCCGUACCGAAGUCGACUUGUCCCAUAGAAAGAGUUUCUCUUUUAUGAAUCGUAGAAACUGGUCAGAUUUGAUACCUGUUCAGAACAUAAUGAAAAGUGAUUAUCUCCGCCAACUCUACCAAAUUAAAGAGGGCGAUCUCUGUUACCCUGGAAUCGUCGGGGAUAUGGGACUUGAAAAAGCGAGAGGUGGUGCUCCGCCGCGAGCUGGAGACAAGCAGGCUGUCACAUAUCCUGUCACUGCCCGGGGCUUGAUUUGUGCAAUUCAUGUGGAAAAAGACAGCUUCAACAAAAAGUCACUAUCUGAAGCCUACGCUGUGGUGGUUCCUGAACUACAGACAGUAGCCACGAGCUUGUCACAUGAGGGUAUCAAACAUCUCGGUCCUGGCAUGUAA
Molecule: messenger RNA, 2082 nt
Organism: Lachancea dasiensis
Lineage: Eukaryota; Fungi; Ascomycota; Saccharomycetes; Saccharomycetales; Saccharomycetaceae
Source: the annotation of a GenBank genome assembly